AAUGAGAAUACUCUACUCUAUAAUAACGAUAAUUUGCCUAAAAUCAGUUUCUAUAACGUCUACUGAUGAUUUUAUUCCGUUCUAUUCUUGGAAAUCUAUAAGAAUUAAAGCGGAAUUUCAUCAAACUGAUUUAAACGACGAGGAGAAGAAAAUACUUGAACACGUAUGGUCUCUAGCCAUACAAAGGACGUCGGAAGCGUUAAAAGUUCCAAGAGUACCGAGAAGAUUACUCUUACCAAGAUCUAAUUUAUCUUGCGAAAGAGCAUGGAUAAUUGGAUUAAAUAAAAAUAGAUGUGCUUCAGUAAAGAAAUUGCCAUUUAAUCAACUUGAAAAAUGUUUGGAUGACUUUAACAUUCCAUCAGAGCAUUUAGAAGGCCUAUACGAAUGGCCAUAUCAAAAUUCAUCAAUAUCAAAAACAAUAAUAAAGGAUGGCGAUGGAAUAAAAGAUUAUGAUUAUAUUCUUUAUAUUCAAUCAAUAGUUACUGAACGUUGUCAAAAAGAUAAAAGGCAUUUACUCGCAUACGCAAAAUAUUGUAAAAGGGAUCAUUGGGGAAGGCCAAUAGCUGGUUAUGUAAAUAUAUGCCCUAAUUUCUUUACCAGCGACUCUUUUUCUAUUGGAAAAGCUAAAAUGAUUGCCCUACACGAAUUAUUUCACGCUCUGGGCUUUACUAAAGACUUAUUUCACGAUUAUCAAAGUUGCGACCUACAAGGCAAAUGUACAAAACAUGUAAAUCCCGUAAAAGAUAUCUACUAUGCAAAGAGACUAGUUACGCCAAAAGUUGUUGAGAUGACCAGAGAGCAUUUUAAUUGUACAAAAAAGAGUGUUUUAAAUGAUUUUGGACCAAUGUUACAAAAAGAUAGUAAUGGAGAUAUAACAUCCCAUUGGGAUUCUUCACUUAUGUAUAGUUCAAUAAUGACUUCUACAGUAGGAGAUGAGAGGGUGACUAUCCUUGAUAAGAUAACUCUAGCUGCUUUCGAAGAUUCUGGUUGGUAUGGAGUGAAUUACGAUACGGCGGAUACUUUCCUCUGGGGAAAAAAUCUAGGUUGUAACUUUUCCUUGCCAAUAAACAGAUGUAAAUAUAAUGAUGAAUACCCUAAAUUCUUUUGCAAAUCGAACGAUAUAAUAGGUUGUCAUUACCUGCAAAGGGAUAGGGGAGUUUGUCAAAGCGACGAUUAUCUAGGCUGUAAUAAACUUCGUUGCGAUCGAGAUUUACUCAACGGGAGAUGUUUUAUUGCCAACAUAACAAUUAAGUCUAACUUUAUGAUUCGGGAGAAACCUUCUGGAAGAUGUUACGAUAUUUCAUGCAUGAAAAAUGGAACAUUACAAGUUAAAUUGGGUAACGAAUGGAUAAAUUGUCCUUAUAGUGAGACUUUAAAAUUGCAAGACUGGGAAGGAAUUCUUAUAUGUCCUUCAAUCACUAGUCAAGUUUGUCGAGACAUUCACAAACAGAUGACGUCAUAUGCUAUGACGACAACUCAUUCAUUUACUCAAGACGAUAUAGGAGGUCCUAUAGAAAUUAGUAUAAUAUUCAGCGGCAUUACCGUUCAACAGUUAAAUUUGAACUCUUUACUCGAAAUGACACCAAAUGUAAUAGCAAUAAAACUAUCAAGAGAAUUGAAUAUCAAAGAGGAAAGAUUAACUAAGAGACUUCUCACGGAUAGUAAUCUAAGCAAUUCAAUAAUAUUCAAGUUCAUCCUCCUACCUAAAAUUCGCGAUGGUAUCACCGCAAAUGAGGCUUAUAAUAUCCUAGAUAAUCUUAUUAAAGGUGGAAAAUUGAUAGUAAAAAUUGGAUCUUUUACAUUAAAAGGUGAAUCAAUUUCAAAGAGAAAAGCUCCGACGGAUAAUUCGAUAAAAAUUGAUUCGUUAGCGAGUACUGCAGCAAUUAUAGGAGUUGCAAUCGCCUGUAUACUUGUGGCAGCUAUUAUUGCAUUUAUGGUAUUUGUUAUUCAAAGAAGAUAUGUUAUUAUGCAUAUAAUAACUAGACCUCGAAGAUUAGCUAGAUUAAACAAUCAAAAUAGAAGAGAAGGAGGAGAAACUUCAGUUUAA
Dimorphilus gyrociliatus is the source of this 2047-nucleotide messenger RNA. NCBI's taxonomy places the organism in Eukaryota, Metazoa, Annelida, Polychaeta, Dinophilidae. The record is from the annotation of a GenBank genome assembly.